UAUCCACUCAUGGACUCAUGGUACAACAUAUGCUCCUCCUGGUUCCCAAGCUAGUUCCACCAGAAAACCAUGCAUACACUCCAUUUUUCCAACAGGACAGACAGCAAGAUAUUGCAAAUACCUUCCCUUGGUGUUGCUCUUGUGCUGCUGAUCUGCUUGGCCUCUCCUGCCAGUUCCUGCACGGCGCAGGAGAAGGGCUCCCUUCUCCAGUUCCUCGCUGAGCUCUCACGAGAUGGUGGCCUCGCCGCCUCAUGGCGGAAUGGCACGGAUUGCUGCAAGUGGGAAGGGAUCACUUGCGACAGAGAUAAGAUGGUCACUGAUGUCUUGCUGGCUUCGAAGGGACUCAAGGGGCACAUCUCACCGUCUCUUGGGAUCCUCAGCAGGCUGCAACACCUUGACCUCUCUCACAACUCGCUGUCAGGUGGUCUGCCUCUGGAAUUGGUUUUGUCCAGCAGCAUCACCAUUCUUGAUGUCAGCUUCAACCAGCUUAACGGAACGCUCGAUGAGAUGCCAUCUUCAACCCCUGCUCGGCCUCUGCAGGUACUGAAUAUCUCAAGCAACUUACUUACAGGACCGUUUACAUCCAGCAUAUGGAAAGCAAUGGAGAAUCUGGUUGCACUAAAUACCAGCAAUAACAGCUUUACUGGGCAGAUACCAAGUCAAUUGUGCAACACCUCACCAUCCAUCACUUUGCUUGAUCUGUGUUUCAACAAAUUCAGUGGCAAUAUACCCCCAGGACUUGGUGAUUGCUCCAGGCUGAGAGAGCUCAGAGCCGGCUACAACAACCUCAGUGGAACACUCCCAGAUGAACUCUUCAAUGCUACCUCAUUGGAAUACCUUUCUUUUCCCAACAAUCAUUUACAUGGAAUUCUUGCUGAUACACACAUAUUCAACCUCAGAAAUCUCGAAACCCUUGAUCUUGGAGGGAACAAAUUCAGUGGAGAGAUUCCGGAUUCUAUCGGCCAGCUUGAGGAACUGAAGGAGUUCCAUUUGAACAACAACGAAAUGACAGGGAAGCUUCCAUCAGCUCUGGGCAAAUGCACAAAUCUGAUAACGAUAGACCUGAAGAGCAACAAUUUUAGCGGAGAACUUACCAAAGUCAAUUUCUCCAACUUGCCGAAUCUACGAACUUUAGAUCUUUACUUCAACCAAUUCAAUGGCACAGUUCCAGAAAGCAUAUACUCCUGCAGCAAUCUGACCGCACUGCGGCUAGCAAACAAUAACUUUGCUGGGCAGCUUUCACCAAAUAGGUGCAGGAACCUUACCACACUGAUCAUCGCUUACAACUUCAGAGGAGAGAUCAUGCCAGAGGAUGACAAUAUUGACGGUUUUGAGAAUCUUCAAUUUUUGAGUAUCGGAGGAUGCCAAUUGUUUGGACAAAUUCCUCUUUGGAUAUCCAAGUUAGCAAGUUUAGAGGUAUUAGUUUUAUCUGGCAAUCAACUCAAUGGAUUAAUACCAUCAUGGAUCAAAACCCUAACCAAACUCUUCUAUCUGGACAUAUCAAACAACAACCUCACAGGGGGAAUUCCAACAGCACUGAUGGAUAUGCCAAUGCUAAAGUCAGAGAAUACUGAAGCCCAUUUAGACCAAAGGGUUUUUGAACUACCUGUUUAUGCAGGUCCAUCACUUCAAUAUCGUGUACCUAUUGCUUUGCGUAAUGUGCUGGAUAUAAGCCAAAAUAAAUUCACUGGUGAGAUCCCCUCCGAGAUAGGCCAGUUGAAAGCCCUCCUUGCACUCAAUUUCAGCUUCAAUCAGCUCACAGGAGAAAUCCCACAAUCAAUAUGCAACCUCACAAGAUUGCAGGUGCUAGAUUUGUCUAGCAAUGAUCUCACAGGUGCAAUCCCAGCUGCAUUAAAUAGUCUGCACUUCCUUUCAGCAUUCAACAUUUCUCACAAUGACCUUGAAGGGCCUAUUCCAUCUGGAGGCCAGUUUAAUACUUUUUCGAAUUCUAGUUAUGAUGAUAAUCCAAAGCUCUGCAGCUCCAUUGUAGCCCAAAAAUGCCUUUCAUCCUCACCACCUCCGUCCUCCACCAAUCACCGAGAUAAGAAGACUGUUCUUGCAAUUGCAUUUGGUGUGUUUUUUGGAGGCAUUGCUAUACUUUUGUUGGUUGGGCGCAUCCUUGUCUCCGUCAGGAUGAGGAGUUUUACAGCAAAAAACAGAAGGGAGAACAACAAAGAUGCUGAAUCAACUUCAUUCUACUCCAGUUCAGAGCAAACAUUAGUGAUGAUGCGGAUGCCACGGGGCAAGGGAGACGAAAGCAAGCUUAAAUUCACUGACAUUUUGAAGGCUACAAAUAAUUUUGACAAGGAGAAUGUCAUCGGAUGUGGAGGUUAUGGAUUAGUCUACAAGGCAGAGCUAGCUGAUGGCUCCAAGCUGGCAAUAAAGAAGCUCAAUAGUGAAAUGUGUCUGAUGGAAAGGGAGUUCAGUGCAGAGGUUGACGCACUUUCCAUGGCACAACAUGAAAAUCUUGUACCACUGUGGGGUUACUGCAUCCAGGGAAACUCAAGGUUUCUCAUAUAUUCCUACAUGGAAAAUGGCAGCCUGGAUGAUUGGCUUCACAACAGUUAUGAUGAUGCUAGCUCGUUUCUUGACUGGCCGACUCGGCUCAAGAUCGCACAGGGAGCAAGCCUAGGCCUGUCUUAUAUCCAUGAUGUCUGCAACCCUCAAAUUGUUCACCGGGACAUCAAAUCCAGUAACAUCCUACUGGACAAAGAAUUUAAAGCAUAUGUUGCCGAUUUUGGGCUAGCCAGAUUGAUCCUUCCCAACCAAACUCAUGUUUCAACUGAACUGGCCGGCACAAUGGGUUACAUACCUCCCGAGUAUGGACAAUCAUGGGUUGCUACAUUGAGAGGCGAUAUGUACAGUUUCGGAGUAGUCCUACUUGAGCUUCUCACUGGGAUGCGACCUGUUCCAAUCCUAUCCACAUCAAAAGAGCUAGUCCCAUGGGUGCUGGAGAUGAAGUCUGAGGGAAAGCAAGUUGAGGUCCUUGAUCCAGCACUUCGAGGUACAGGAUGCGAAGAGCAAAUGCUGAAGGUGCUUGAAGCCGCUUGCAAAUGUGUCAACCAUAACCAAUUCAUGAGGCCAACUAUCAUGGAAGUAGUCUCUUGCCUAGACAGUAUAGACGCUGAUCUGCAGAUGUAAAGAGCAGCAAAGAUACGACUAACUACACAUGAUACAUAAACUUAUACAUUUUUGUGCAUGGAGUAGUUGUGAAUUCCCAGUUUCAGAAGAGUUGCCAUUGAUAAUCUUACAGUUUGUUUUAUACAUAGAUACAUAAGUUAACAGCUUGCAGUUUUGUGCUUUCUGU
Messenger RNA from Lolium rigidum, 3307 nucleotides. Its product is annotated as tyrosine-sulfated glycopeptide receptor 1-like. The coding region runs from base 70 to 3141 and encodes 1023 amino acids. The transcript is spliced from 2 exons. Gene Ontology annotation, biological process: protein phosphorylation. Gene Ontology annotation, molecular function: protein kinase activity; ATP binding; receptor serine/threonine kinase binding. NCBI's taxonomy places the organism in Eukaryota, Viridiplantae, Streptophyta, Magnoliopsida, Poales, Poaceae. The record is from RefSeq and is a predicted model, not a curated record.